GGUUUAACAAAAUCAUUACCUAACAAAGGUUUAAUUAUUUUGAAGGAACAGGUGUAAACUAAACAAGAGACAAAAAUCAUGAAUAUUAUCAAAUUCAGAAGCAAACACAAGAUGUAAAAUUGUUUAUAUAUUUUCAAAGUAGGAAAUAAGGAAGAAAUCAUAUCACAGAAGUCACAACAUUUUCACAGUAUCCACUGGGACAUAUUCAAUACUCCAACAAUCUGUGUUAGACUGCUAUUAGUGUGAAAGUGCUAAUAUCCUCUAUAACUAGAACCUUCUAUAGCCUAGAAAGAUGUCAGCUGCAGAGUGCAAACAGUUUGAGAAAACGUUCCCUCGAGUUGGCCAGGGAAGUAACACAUAUAUGCAGUCCUGCAUGGACAUCUGUACAGAAUCACACCCACAUUUUGAGGAAUUAUGUCGAAAUAACCCUUUGACAAUGAAACACUGCUCAGAACUCGUCCAAUGUCUUGAACAAACUCCAACAACAGUCACCUCUACAAUUAUAACACCAACUACUACAACGACACCUGAGAAUGAGGACCAUGCCCAUAACAUACAUGUCCUUUUAAUUAUCAUGCUGACAAUUAUGAGUGUACUAGCCAUACUUGGAAUCAUAUGGUGUAUUUGGAAAAAGUGUAACAUCCGGAACAGAUUGAGAGGAUACUUCCAGAGGCCCCAAAAGGAAGAACAAAAUGUAGAGGAUGGGGUCAUCCCAGUCUGUGUUAUUCAGACAUCAAAGAAGGUUAGAGGGACAACAGAAGUUGCAGAAAACCUUAAGGGUCAAGUAUAUCUAGCUGACCCAGACAAUUCAGGACUCCCUCUCCUCCAUCAAGAGAAUCCUCCUGAUGGCACAAUUUAGACUCAGAUUUACAAAUCAAACUUGUUCUCAAAGCAAGAGAAAAUACAGGAUAGGAGUGAAACUUCUCCUGAUGCCACAAUUAAGAAAGACAGUGUAGUAUAACAGUAUGCCACUACCACAUGAACUAACUUGUAGCAAAUAAACUCUGCAUGUAGAAGAGCAAAUGAGUGAAAAUGCACCGAUAACACAACAAAGAAAGACAGUGUUCUACAACACAGGUAUAAACUGGUUGAGUAAACAAACUCUGUCAUGAGAUAAGUGAAAAUAGAGGAAAUAAGUGAAAAUU
Molecule: messenger RNA, 1145 nt
Organism: Owenia fusiformis
Lineage: Eukaryota; Metazoa; Annelida; Polychaeta; Sabellida; Oweniidae
Source: the annotation of a GenBank genome assembly